Molecule: messenger RNA, 7929 nt
Organism: Plasmodium cynomolgi strain B
Lineage: Eukaryota; Apicomplexa; Aconoidasida; Haemosporida; Plasmodiidae
Exons: 4
Coding region: 3601-7929 (1442 amino acids)
Source: RefSeq, a predicted model, not a curated record
AUGUACAAAUGCUUCAAUAUAGAUAGCCUGAACGAUGAAUUUAUAACCAAAAAAGAUUCACUCAACAACGUAAACUUAAACGUAAAGGAAAGAAGCAGUGGAAGGAUAGCUAAAAGCUAUUACGGCAAAAAUGAUGCAGAGCAUAUGAUGCAGAAUGCAGAAAAAAAUUACCUAGACCGUUUCGAUGCACCAAAUGGAAACCUCAACAAGAAUUAUCUCUACUUUUGUGAUAAUUUAAUGGAUGAAGAUAGCAGCAAAAAUAGUGACCUACAUAGCAAAGCGUUAGAGGAACAUUUGAAAACCUACAGUUACCAUGUGGAUCCAGAGUACAUACGUAGUAAUAAGUAUGGAAGCUCACAAGUAAGGGUUACCGGAAACCAUCUACUUAGUCUUAGUGAACAAAAAAAUAUGAUUUUGUCCAAAGAGCGCAUUAACAACAGUUACUUCAGCAAAAAUUAUGACAACAAAAGUGACGGCUACAAAAGUGACAGAUACAAAAGUGACGGCUACAAAAGUGAUGGCAACAAAAGUGACGGCAACAAAAAUAAAGACCAAAUUGUCAACAUGAUAAGUAAUCAUUAUAAUAAUUUAAUCAGAACGACCAAUAAGGGCAUAGAAAAUAUAAACAGCAAUUGUGAUGCUAUCAUUUCCAAGCAAAACUACGAUAGCAUGUCCGAUGUUAGCAGUAUCAUUUUGAUAAACAAAAACGACAUUACACAGAACAAUAACGAUUACGCCGAUUAUAACUACAAUAGUUAUUUUAAUUAUCGCAACGAUCACACCUCUGCACACCACUACAACGGCAGUGCUAACAAUGGCAGUAGGACUGCUCACAACAACGGUAGUAGCAGUGGUCACAACAACGGAAGCAGCACAGGGAAUAAUAAACGACACAGUAACGGCUGUAAUAACCGCAGUCUGCGAAGCAGGAAUGGUAACUAUGACGGGGAAAAAAGAGAGUGCUUCCCUUAUUCACAUGAAAGCUCGCUGAACGAAAAUUUAAUACACGACAAUUAUGACUAUGGCAAAGUGGGAAAAGCCGAGCUGUCAAUGCGAGACAACGAGCUGAAUUCGUUAUCUGUAUACAAUGACGAAGAUUCACAGAAUAGAAUUCUUCAAGAAAUGGAUGAACAAACAAAGCAAGGUGACAUACACUUCACAAAUAGACUCCAGAGCAUUGAAAGGGAAAACACAAAAAACCGAAUUAAGAUCUACGACAUAUUUAACAAUCUUAAUAUUAAAAAGAGUAACAGUACAAAUAUGGGCAUUUUAAAUUUUUUGAAAAAUCAGAGGAAGAACAAAUAUGCCUAUGAUAGCAAGGGUAUUCGAAAUGACGCUGCAGAAAAUAAGGCCCUCAGCAAAGAGAGUCAUAACAGCGGCGUGUCCAAUAAAGCAGGGGGAAUAUCUGGGGGGGGAAUCUCUGGCGGGGGAAUCGCUGGUGGGGGAAUCCCUGGGGAUGGCCAAGCCGGGAAUGGCCAUAACGCAGUGGGCGCCAGCCCAAGUGAUCAUAGCAACACUGAGGGAAGCAACAGCAAUUACAGAUUCAACGCUAACAUGAGAAACGUAGAAAGUAACGACCCGUAUAAUAGCCCCCCCAUGUUAAAAGGAUGCGUGUACAACGACGAGCAAGCAAAAAAUAAACUACCGACACCCCAUCACAUUUUAAUCGAUCAGAAAUAUAUAGAGGAAAACGAGGAGAAACCACCCAAGGCAGAAUUAGCAAAUAAGUCUAAUAUUAGCACAUAUGAAACUUUGAAACAUUUAGAGAAGGAUAACAAUGGUGAUGUUACUAAUUUGUACAGAACUGCAUUGAAUGAGCUUUUAAAUAAAAAGGAAAGCAGUUCUGAUGAAUGUAGUAAUAAAGCCGAUUCCACAAAAAAGAAGCAAAGCAAGAAGCAGAACAAUCCCUUCAGUGUGUAUCAUUAUGUAAAAAAGGAAGGAGCUGAUAAUGCAGCUGCGCCUCCCAACGACAAGGGAAAGAGUGGCAGCAAUAAAAGCAGUAGCACUGGUAGUAAGGGUAACGAAAAAUGCAACGUAAACGGUGGAAGUACCAAGAGCAAACGGAGUCAUAACAAUGUCGAAAGAAAUUACAACCCGAUUCAUAGCCAAUGCGUUGAUAACCAUGACUGUGGUAACGAACUUCCCCCCCGGGGUGACAAGCCCAACAAGAAAGUCCCAAACCCAAGGGACGCGGUAACAAAUAGCAAUGAUAACUAUAGUAUAGGAAAAAAGGACCUACAUAUAUUUAAAACGGGAUCGGAAGUACACAGCGGUAAUUUUACCCAUUAUUCGAAGAAAGGCACUAAAAAAGACUCACAUGACAGAGAACACAAAAUGGAUGUUAAGAGGAGCAAGCCAGAGAAGGAUCAUCACUACUUCAAAGAAGGACCUGAAACUGAUGGGGAUUUUCCUUUUAACGAGAAAUGGAAUGGAAACGAUACUUAUCACCUACACGAGGAAAACAGAAAAAAUGAAAAAAUAAAAAUCAACGAAGAAUUAUCAAGUAAAUAUAUUUCUUCAUAUUCCGAGUCGUCCCUCCCUAGCUCCAUGCAAUCCUUUGCGGAGUCCAAAAAUAGGAUACCUCAAAACAGCCGCAACUCCAAAAUUGCACGUACGAAAGAAAUAAAAAACAGGAGCGAAAAAAAGUAUAAUGCAAAAAGAAAAAUGGACAUGAAGGGGAAACAAGAAAAUGAACAGUUCCAUCGAAGUAGAAGUAACUCGUUAAUUGAUGACAUAAGUUGCAUUUAUGAGGACGAGAAGCAGUACAAUUUUAUCGAUGGAAUUGGUGGAAAUCGUAUGAGCCGAAAUGAUAAUACCAGUCGACACAUUGUCAACGACUCCGCUAACUGUAACAGUGCUAAUAAAAAUAAUAAAGGGGUUGGCACCGAUGCGAGAAUCCCCGGACCCCCACACAAUUAUGACGAAACAAAGGCGCCUCUGCAACAAAAUAACUGCAAGCACGAAUACAGAAACGCACCCACGGUGAACGGCGUUGAAAGGGGUAGUAAAAAAUAUCCAGGCGAGCAUAAUAACGCUUUAAAAGAAUUAAGUGCCCACAAGGGGGACGAUCAUUAUGGUGACAGUGGAAGGGGAAAUGGGCGUGACGACGCAUAUGACCAUCCCCUCGCCAGCAAAGUCGCUCAUUCUAUGAACCCGUUUAGGCACAACGUGACUACCAACCCUAACGAAGACGACGGUGAUGAUAACGGGGAUGACGGUGGUGCUAACGGGGACGACAGUGGUGCUAACGGGGACGACAGUGGUGCUAACGGGGACGACAGUGGUGCUAACGGGGACGACAGUGGUGCUAACGGGGACGACAGUGGUGCUAACGGGGACGACAGUGGUGCUAACGAAGGCGACAGAAGUAGUAACGAGGACUACAGUGGUGCUAACGAAGGCGACGAUUAUAAUAGUCGUGACCGUUGUGAUAGGCACGGAAAAUGCAGUGGUAGGGGAAGAGAUAAAAAUGGAAACGUGAACACUUUGGAAAAAUCGCAAAUUGCGCAGGAAUGUAACGAAAACGGUGUUACAAAGAAAAAAGAAAAAAAAGAAGAAAGAGGAGUCGUUAAAAACCAAACAAACAAUAGCACAAGAUGAAUGAAGAAGAAAUCGAGUUACAUUAUUUCGGAUUAUGAGAAGCGUGCCUGUUCUGUGAGGGAAAAUGUACCAGGCAGCAAGACACAUUUUGUUGCCGCUUGCAAAAAGAUGCAUCAAACCAAAGAGAACACUAGUAAGAAAUCUGCCCUAAAAAAGGGCGCCAACCAAAGUAGUAGUAACUUCAACUCCUCCAGCAAUGAAAACUACGAGAAGGACGAGGUCGAAUGUGAUAGUAAAGCUGUUCGAAGGAAGUCUUCUCGCUUAAAAGAGAGCAGUAUGAAGAAGACGUAUAGAACCCCCCUGCACAGUAACGCUCCUAACAUUAGGAAUAACAGGGGGACGAACACAGGCAAUAGUUAUAAUAGCCAAAGCCGAAGUAGCAACGUGCACAGCGGCAUGAGUGAUAUAAGCAGUAGUAGUGACGUUCUGGAUGAUGGCGAAAGCCAAAACGUAAAAGCGAAAACAGGAAAGAACAGAAACAGUCAUUUUCCGAAUAGCGGAAAAACCGAUUUAAAUUUUUGUAGUGGCCAAGGAGAGAACCAAAGGUAUAGACGCGAAAGGGAAACCUUUGGUAACGGAACGGAAAACCACGACUCUAACUCAGACUCGGAUGCAGACUCAGACACAGACACCAACGUUGGAAAACAAAAUCGCCCAGUAAGUAGAGUCGUAAAGGAUAGUCACUUUCCAAACAGUGUAGGUGUAGCGAAAAAAAAAAGGCAGAGCAAUUUGGCCAAAAGUAAAAACUAUAAACAACAGGAUCUCUCAACAGGAGAGGACAACACCGUUUGUGACAAUUUAAAGGAAAAGAGAAAACGGACGAAGAGGUAUCCCUCCAGGGGUUGUAGUAACAACCCCACGAAUGGAAGUAGCAAAUUGGAUUAUAACCCAAAUGGCAAUCAAAGUGCACAGCAUGACAGACGCAGGCUAGUAAAAAAGGGAGGCACCCCUGAUGGGGAUGAACAAAUCUGCGCAAAUGUGCAUCACGAAAGUGAGCACUUCUCCAGCAAUGCAAACGAUGUGGCAAUGAGGAGAGAAAACAUGUGCACGAGAGAUACCAAUAUAGACGGUGCCCACAUCAAUGACCCACGCAUGAGUUAUGCAGACAUUUCCAUCUCAAACUAUAAAACGCACUCGUCGAAAAAUAGCAUGGAUAGCACUGACAUCCCUGCCAGUGUAGGCUCCAGAAACAAAAGAAAGGACAUACAAUUAAUGACCCCAAGUGAGGAAAACUUCGGCGAUGCCCCCCUAGAAAACUACCCCAGCAUGCGAUGUGCACCCAUGGGAGGUGAAAACACAAACCAUAUGGACAUACAUUUGAAGAACAUCGCUUCGGGAAAUAACGCAAAAGGUAACUCUGCAAGUAUGAUAAACGGAAAUGAAUAUGCACAUCGGAGGGUUGACUGCCAAAAUGGGGACUACAAAAAUUUAAUCAUGACGAGGGACGUGGCUAGUUGUGGUGAGAAAGUACCCCCAAUGGAGGAACAACGGAUGGGAAGACAGUUAGCGAGAGACAACAUCAAACAGAAGACCCCUCUCUUUUACGAAAAGGAUGGAAAACCGAACGACAUUUUUACACAUAGCAAUAAAGGCGAACUGUUACGUAACUCAAAACGCAUGCUAAAUAGGACCUUGUUGAAUGUGGAUCCAUCCAGUGGACACACCCCCCACGAGGAACACAAAAUGAAAGAAACACACACAGAAGAUAAUCCAUUUAAACGGACAGAAUAUUUAGACCAUAGUAAAAAAAAAGAAAAUUAUCAUAACAGAAGUAGCAACAUGUCAAAUGAGGACAUCACGUAUAACAACAUCUAUGAGAAAGAGGCCGGCAUUUUUUUAAAAGACAGUGUAAAUAGUCAGUGGAAUAGAAAACCUAAUACUUUGUUAACUGCACAUGGAAGGAAAAAGAACGAUGAAGGAGUAAACGUAAGCUUAAACACGAAUACAAGUGUAAAUAUAAAUUACAAACAUGAAGAUCCGCAUAUGUACCAAAGUAAAAAUGCAUACAUUCGUGAGGAACAAAAUUUUCCAGCUAAAUUCAUUCAAGGGAAAAACUAUAACAACGCACUUUGUGAGAAUCGCUUUAAUAACAAUGACAGGAAUGACGAAAUAUUGCAUGAAAAGGGAAAGAGCCAUUUGUUCUCCUCGAGAGGUCAAGAAGUGGACAACACUAACAAAAGGGAUAGCAUUUCCAAUGUGCAGGUGGUGGAAAAGGAAGCCACGCAAAGGAACAUCGAGAAAAAUCCUUUCUUCUCCCUACAUUCACACAAAAAUGCAAACAUGGAUGGGGGAAUCAAUUUUUACAAAAUGGAGGAGAAAGAUACCAUGAGUGUCACCCCCCCUACAGACAGAGCAAGCCAAAAGAAAGAAUACGACGUAAGUAGGAUUAAGUUGUUCGAUAAAACUCGACACAGCAAUGUUAACGUGGAGCAGUCAAAUUGGUUUGCCUGUAAAACCGAUUUCGAACAAAAUGCAAGUGAGCGCAAACGAACGAACAACAUGGAGGGGGGAAUAGGCGCAAAAGGGUUCUAUCGCCGUGGGGAUCCUAAUGAUGAACGUAGCCAGAGGUACAUGCACAUGGGAGGGACUGCCCCCUUCUCAGGCAUCUACACAAGCAGUUGCGGGAAAUACAGAAACGGCGUAAUCGGCAUAGACGCACAAAAUGGGGAUGGUUCACUCUCACGUCAUGGGAAAGACACUACCAUUCACAGUAUUAGAAAAAAUAACAACGGCGAUAUUAACGGUGAUAACAACGGCGAUAACAACGGCGCUAACAACUGCGACAACAACUGCGAUAAUAACUGCCAUAACAACUGCCAUAACAACUGCCAUAACAACGGUAGGUCUUUUCAUAAGGGGAUUAACAUCCACGUGAGCAGUGCACACAAUGAGGCAGAUAAAAAAGGUGUGCAUAUGAACAGCCAAGUUGUGCACUCCGAAUUGGAAAGCGCAGCCAUCCUAAAUGAAGUGCUACGAAAAAAUAACGAAAAUUGGAACAAACCCCACAGUGCCACGAAUAGAAUACCGACACUUCGCUUUACCAACAAUUUUUCUAUCGAUUUUGCUAACAUUCUGAAAAAUUACAAAGAUAAAUCGGAUAAUUAUCUAAAUAAGCAGUACAUACAGGACUUGGAGAGAAUUCAUUUUUUAAUUCAAGAUUUUACAAACAGCUACAAGUGUAGUGAUAAUUUAAAAUCUAUUUUUCAACUCCUUCAGUACGAAAUUGAAAAGGAGAAAAGAGAGAAUCAGUAUUUUUGUCAAGACCAGAAAUAUUUAGUUCUUACCAUGCCUUUAAAUGAUAUUAAAAAAAAUUAUGACAAUUUUGGUGAGCCCAGUCUAAAAGAACCCAUCUGUGAAUAUAAGCUGGAUACGUGCCUUUUGGAAAAUUUAGAAAAUCAGUCCAAGGGUGAAUCCGACAGUUGGGGAAGGAACCAAUUAAAGGAGGACCUAACAAAGGAAUGCAAUUUAGUCAAGAAUUGUAAAAGGGGGGAUGACCCCAACAAUGACGACAGCGAUUAUGAUGCUAAUGACAAGUGCGUGGAGAAAUGCACUACAGGAAAUUGCAGAGGAUUAUGCAUGAGGGCGCCAAGCUGCGCUUCUGCCCCGAAUAGUAACACGGACGUGGCAACCACUGCGACGUCGGUGGUGGUACAAACGUACAGCCACAACGGUUGUAAAAGCAGCAAUGGCAAUGGCAGUGGUAAGCAGGUCAGGGCCAACCGCUGCAUCGGUAAUUUGCCCAAGACAGACAAGCUGGGCAAGCACUGUAUUAGCAAGAAAAGGUGCAGCGGAAGCUUGAACGAAAGUAUCUUGUCCAAAAUGAACAUAUUCAUAAUAAGGCACAAUAACCGCGUGUACAAAUUUAAACUAAAUAGCAAUUUCCCGCUAAGAGGCAACCAAUUGAAUAAUAAAAAAAAUGACAAACUUUUUAAAUUACUAUCUUCAUUUUAUAAACCAUUUUUUAAGGAAAAAUGCAACAAAAGAAAUGUUCUACUUAAUGAAGACAUGCCCCUAACCUAUGUCAACAAUGUGGAUCCCAGCAAGGAUAUCCUUUCAAAUGAUCAAGCAAAUAAUGAGAUUGCUAAAUCUUCACAUAUCAAUAAUGAUGACAACUUUUAUAAUAUUCUUCAAAGUAGUGGACUCACGAAUAUAGACGACCUUUUCAUUUCGGACGAUGAGGUGAAUCUUAUUUACAUGUAUAACAAUCAUCGCAAUGAGAAGGUUUAUAGUUUAGAAAAAUUGGAUGUAUUGAAAAAUCAAAGCUCUACAUUGUCCACUCUGAAUGAUUGUGCUAACACGGGGCAGGAGAAUUACUCCUGUAAAAAAUGA